AUGACAACAAAAAUAUUUUCUUGCAUCUCUUUAGACAAAGAAGAUGAGGAUUCUAACGGAGAUGGAAUUCCUGACCACCUGGACGAUGACGAUGAUAACGACGGAAUCCCAGAUCACCAGGAUCCGGACUCAAUGUCCUUCCUGUUGUACAAACACAAGCGUUUCCUAGAGGCCAUUCCCGCCGAAAUUGCCCGAAAUGAAGCCAAUCUUAUGAACGUGGACUUGGGCGACCCGAACGAUAAGGAUUGUGAUGGUAUUCCAGAUCAUUUGGACAAUGAUAUGGACAAUGACGGGAAAAUCGAUCGAACCCAGGACUCCGAUAUGGAUGGUAUGCUGAAUCACGUGGAUGACGAUGAUGAUAAUGACGGCAUCCCCGAUCAUUUGGAUCCCGACGCCAAUGGUGACGGUAUCCCGGAUUGCCGUAGAGAUGAUGAUUUGCACUACAAACUGGUUCGUUCUCCAUCUGGGUUGAUCAAAAAGGUUUUGCGCAUACGCAAACCUACUCAGGAAGAACAGCAUUUGACAUUUAUGGUAAACGAGGCCAAGAGAAAAUUGAUCAAGGUACGUGCCAUGAUGAACAGCCCCCCACCGAGGAGACCAUUGCAAACUGUGCCGGUAACGACGCCUUCCCCACCGCAAGCGGAAGAAGAUGCGGAAGAGCAGGAGGAGGAGCUGGACGAGGAGCCAUUGAUCCAAGUACAACCAAACCAUCCGAAAGUUGCUGCAGCGGCAAAGAAAGCCGCUGCAAAACAAGCGCAGNCUGAUGACAACGAUGAUGAAGAAACCGGAGAAGAAGAGGACGACGACAGCGAUGACACCGAUUCAGCUUUCAAAGACGGUGAUGAAACGAACAGUAUGGAACAAGUCAGGGGCUCCCGAGGAGGGUCGUUUUUUCUUGGUGCCGAUGCGGCAGAAGUUCCUACUAUAAAGAAGCCAGUGCCGGUCAAGGCAAAAAAGGAAGCCGAGGUAAAGCAGACAAAAAACAGUGCAGCUGAUGAAACUCCGAAGUCACCGAAGAAACCAAAGGCAGUCGUGGCACAACCAUCACUAACCAAAAAGAUGGCGUCAAAAAACGCACAAACGUGCAAAGCCGACUCGUGCACCGAUUCUGUCAAACCGAAACAAGCCCCAAUUAAAACUCCAGUGAAACCAAAGCCAAAUAAACCAGCUCCAUCAAAACCGGUCAAAUUGGCACCAAAAGCGGUGCUAUCAAAAAAAGCUGCUGUGAUUACUGAUUACGCAGAAGACGAGGAUGGAGACGGUAUUCCGGACUACUUGGAGGGUGAUUCGGACGGAGACGGUAUUCCAGACUAUAUGGAAGACGAGGAUGGGGACGGAAUCGCAGACUAUUUGGAGGACGAGGACGGAGACGGUGUGCCGGACUAUUUGGAUGAUGACUCAAGUUACCGACGUGGUAAGUUACAAAUGGACUCAGAUGGAGAUGGUAUUCCUGAUCACUUAGAAGGGGACUCCGAUGGUGAUGGUAUUCCUGAUUAUUUGGAGGAUAGUGAUGGUGAUGGUAUUCCAGAUUAUUUGGAAGAUUCAGAUGGAGACGGAAUUCCAGACUAUUUGGAUGCGGAUACGAAAUCACAAUUCAUGCCGCAGAAGUUUCGAAAAUUAGGACGCGGUCAACCGGAUUAUGACCUCGAUCAUGAUGGAAUUCCGGAUUUUCUAGAAGGUGACUCAGACGGUGAUGGUAUACCGGACUACUUGGAGGACAGUGAUGGUGAUGGGAUUCCUGACUAUCUAGAAGACGAAGACGGAGAUGGAGUGCCCGACUACUUAGAUGAGGAUGCAACUAGUCAAUUUUCAGCCAAAAAAACUCGAACUUUGCGGAAGAGACAAAAAAACUCGAACUUUGCGGAAGAGAGCAAAAUCGGGGGACUUGGACGGCGAUGGUAUUCCUGA
Echinostoma caproni is the source of this 1908-nucleotide messenger RNA. Lineage: Eukaryota; Metazoa; Platyhelminthes; Trematoda; Plagiorchiida; Echinostomatidae. The record is from the annotation of a GenBank genome assembly.